Manduca sexta (tobacco hornworm) is the source of this 1993-nucleotide messenger RNA. Its product is annotated as kinesin-like protein KIF19. The record is from RefSeq and is a predicted model, not a curated record. Gene Ontology annotation, molecular function: microtubule motor activity; microtubule binding; ATP binding. Gene Ontology annotation, biological process: microtubule-based movement. Lineage: Eukaryota; Metazoa; Arthropoda; Insecta; Lepidoptera; Sphingidae.
UUUAUUUUUCGUUGAUCGUACGAUUUCCCCGAGCAUCGCGACAACCUAAAACAACUUACAACAUGUUAAUAUCUGGUUGGCAGUGUAAAGCAUAAAUAAAAUACACAAAUAUGCCAUGACGCACCCCCAACUCCUUCCCUUACCCGCCAGCUACUGUUGGUACUGGUAAAUGUGACAAAAUAUGGAAGGUCUGAGAUUCAAUUUUCAAAUGCAUUUAUUUUACUAAUUUUGCCACCUUCCUAAAAGUAUCGCCUGAACUACUAGAUCGACAUUUUCCUUGGGAUUCAGUUUACUUAAGGGUCGUCCAUUAAUCACGUGAUGUUUUUUAGCGACUUUUUAACCUCCUCCUACCCCUGGUGAUAUAUGGUAAGGUUUUAGACUACCCCUCCCCUCCCUACCCUACCUACUGUGUAUUUUUUUUGGUACGAAGUAUAUUGAUAUUUUUAGAAUAGUCUACAGGUAUAAGUACUUAAUCUGAUUAAAUUUUGGAAAAUUAAGCAUCGACAUAAAAAUGUGGAAUGUAUCCGUCUCAUGAUCGGAAUGAUUAUGCCGGCCAAAAUUAUACCUACUUUUACUCCGGGAAAGGUUCUAGUGUCUUAAAUAUGUGUACCUAAGUACUUAAUUAAUAAAAAAUAAAAUCUUUACAUGGGUCUUUAUAACAAUUGUUUAGAUAGGCAAUUCUAUUUGAGUAGGUACCUUCCUACUUAUCUACAAAAAUCAAGAACACAGGCCUGGUUAAUCUGGAUAGUGCAGUUGCGAAUUUUAGUUUUACAAUUAAAUUUCUUUACAAUUUUAUUUAAAUUAAAUUGUUUCUAUUAUAGGUACCUCUUUAUUGUUUUUACUAUAGGUACCUCUGUGGACUAUAAAGAUAGAUUCAUGUUCUUUAUCGGUUUGCGUUCCAUAGUCUGGCAAUGCAGUUACACUUUAUAUCUUUAAAUCUAUGAUGAUAUAUAUUUAUAUGCGAAGUUAAUAAACAGCUUUAAGCUAAACUAUUGUCAUCUAGGUUUAAGUACCUUAGAGUUAAGUAUCUAUUUGAUAGGUUUUACGAUAGUGAACAGGCUUUGCGGUGACGCCUGAAAACUAUUUGUGGUGAUUAGCUGUUGCCCAGCGACCACCCAAAGCAAGGGCUGUAUUUACGCCGUUGCCUUUCCACGUGAACUCAUUAGGACGUGAACGGAGUACACCAGCACACGUAUUAUUAAAAACACAUUAAUCGCAUUUCCUUCGUCGUUCCUGUGGUACAAAUUUUCAGCAGGUGCAUUACUUCUUGUCAGUAUUGUAGUCGAGGUUGGACUAAGCAAAGUGAUGCCAUGACUCAAAGCAGUGUAGUUCCACCUGAUAAGCAUCAUGCAGGCGUGCCUACUGUUACAGAGGAAAAGUUAAUGGUGGCGGUGCGAGUGCGUCCGCUCCGAACAGAUGAAGGGCCUCGCAUCAUCCAUGUGGUCAGCGACAAGAUGCUAGUUUUGGAGGAAGAAGCAGACAACAAGCGCGAUGUUCUUCGCCAGAGACGUAUCAAUGACAAGAACUAUAUUUACGAUCGCGUGUUCGGUGAAGAAAGCACACAAGAGGAAGUGUACGAUACAGUAUGCGCUCCGCUUGUGGGAGACACAUUGAAAGGGUUUGCGGGAGCCGUGUUCGCGUACGGCGCUACCGGCGCUGGCAAGACACAUACUAUGACCGGCCUCAUGACCCGAGCUCUUAACCAUCUCUUCACCAGCAUUGCUGAAAGCGAGGGACCUAGCGCCUAUGAGGUGAAAAUGUCAUACAUCGAGAUAUAUAACGAAAACAUCCGUGAUUUGCUCAAUCCGAGUGCAGGACCUUUGGAACUUCGAGAUGAAGGGAGUAGCGGGGCGCCCGUGGUGGCAGGAUUGAGUGAAGUGUGCGCUAAGAGUGCGGGCCACGUGGCCGAGUUGCUGGCCCGUGGAGACAGGGCACGCAUCGCCGAACCGACGCAGGCCAAUCAACAUUCAUCGAGAGGUCAUGCGUUACUGAG